UCAGUUACAUUGAGCGAGCGUUAGCUAUCGUUGCUACCGUGUCUCGUCCACGGACCAAAUAUUGCACGUAUACUUCAAUCCUUUGUGCGUUUUUGCAGAGAGCCGAAAGCGAGAAAGAUGACCGUGGAGGCGAAAGUCAUAUCCGGCACGGCGGUGGCCAAGAAUAUACGCGAGGAGCUGCGCCAGCAAGUGAAUGCGCUGAGGGCUGAGGGCGCUCGAUUUGUGCCCGGACUCAGAAUCGUGCAAGUGGGCGGCCGGGAGGACUCCAAUGUCUACAUACGCAUGAAGAUAAAGGCGGCCACAGAGAUCGGCAUCAAUGCCGUGCACGUCCAGCUGCCCAGAUCCAUCACCGAGUCGGAGCUGCUCGAUAAGCUGAGCGACCUUAAUGCCGAUCCUCAGGUGCACGGCAUUAUUGUUCAGAUGCCUUUGGACUGCGAGACGGCCAUCGAUGCGCACCGGAUUACAGACGCCGUCUCCCCAGCCAAGGAUGUGGAUGGACUGCACACAGUGAAUGAGGGUCGCCUCGCCGUGGGCGAUCUCAAUGGCUUUCUGCCCUGCACGCCGUGGGGCUGCCUCGAGCUAAUCCGCAGCACCGGAGUGGAGAUCGCCGGCGCUCGAGCCGUUGUCCUCGGUCGCAGCAAGAUCGUGGGCACGCCAGCUGCCGAGCUGCUCAAGUGGGCGAAUGCGACGGUCACCGUUUGCCACUCGAAAACACGCAACCUGGAGGAGAUCACGCGUAGCGCUGAUAUUCUGCUGGUGGGCAUCGGAGUGCCCGAGAUGGUCAAAGGCAGCUGGAUAAAGCCCGGCGCAGUGGUCAUCGAUUGUGGCAUCAAUGUGAAGCCAGACGCAUCCAAAGCGAGUGGCAGCCGUUUGGUGGGCGACGUUGACUACGAGCAGGCGAAGCUGGUGGCGGGUUAUCUGACACCUGUGCCGGGAGGCGUGGGGCCCAUGACCGUGGCCAUGCUCAUGAAGAACACCGUGGUGUCGGCCACCAGGGCAGCGGCUAGUGCCAGGCGCAGCCAGUGGCCGCUGCAGGUGCUGCCGCUGCGACCCGCCAGGCCCGUGCCGUCUGACAUCGUAAUCGCGCGUGCGCAGCGACCCAAGCACAUCGGGAAGCUGGCCGAGGAGAUCGGACUGCUGCCGAGUGAGGUGUCGAUGUAUGGCAGCCGCAAGGCCAAGAUCUCGCUGGGCGUGAUUCAGCGCCUAAAGGACCAACCGGUGGGCAAGUAUGUCGUUGUGGCGGGCAUCACGCCCACGCCCCUGGGCGAGGGCAAGACGACCACGCUGAUGGGCCUGGUGCAGGCGCUGGGCGCGCACAAGCAGCGGAAUGUGGUCGCUGCACUGCGCCAGCCCUCGCAGGGACCCACCUUCGGCAUCAAGGGCGGAGCAGCGGGCGGUGGCUAUGCCCAGGUGAUACCCAUGGAGGAGUUCAACUUGCACCUCACGGGCGACAUUCACGCUGUGGCAGCGGCCAACAAUUUAGUGGCUGCCCAACUGGACACGCGCAUCUUCCACGAGGCGACGCAAUCGGACACGGCUCUGUACAACCGGCUGGUGCCGAGGAUCAAGGGGCAGCGCAAGUUCUCCCCGAUUCAGCUGCGGCGCCUGAAGCGUUUGGGCAUUGAUAAAACGGAUCCCGAUCAGCUGACCCCAGAGGAAGCCGCGGCCUUUUCGCGACUCAAUAUCGAUGUGGACACCAUCAUGUGGGAGCGCGUGGUGGACAUCAACGACAGAUAUCUGCGCGAGAUCACGAUUGGCCAGUCGCCCAGCGAGAAGGGCAUGUGCCGCAAGACGCGCUUCUCCAUUGCGGUGGCCAGUGAGAUUAUGGCGGUGCUUGCGCUCUCCUCCAGCUUGGCGGACAUGAAGUGCCGGCUGGGCGAGAUGGUCGUGGCUUUCAACAAGGACGGCGUGCCCGUGACUACCGACGAUCUGGGCGUAACGGGCGCCCUGGCUGUGCUGCUGAAGGAUGCCCUGGAACCAAACCUGAUGCAAUCCCUGGAGGGCACCCCAGUGCUGGUGCACGCGGGUCCCUUCGCCAACAUCGCUCACGGCUGCAACUCGAUCAUCGCCGAUGAGAUCGGCCUCAAGCUGGUGGGCAGCGAGGGCUUCGUGUGCACCGAGGCGGGCUUCGGCUCGGACAUUGGCAUGGAGAAGUUCUGCAACAUCAAGUGCCGCAACUCGGGCAGGAAGCCCGACGCCAUGGUGCUGGUGACCACGGUCAGAGCUAUUAAAAUGCAUGGCGGCGGAGCUCCAGUUACGCCAGGUGCCCCUCUCAAUAAACAGUACACAGAGGAGAACCUGGAGCUGCUGGAGAAGGGCCUACCCAAUCUUCUGCAGCACAUCUCCAAUGGAUGCUCGUUCGGCAUGCCCGUUGUGGUGAGCAUCAAUGCCCACGUGGCUGACACUCCGGCUGAGCAUGAGCUCUUGAGGAAGGCCGCCUUGCAGGCGGGCGCCUUUGCUGCCGUGGUUUCCACCCACUGGGCAGACGGUGGUGCCGGCGCCGUUCCUCUGGCCGAGGCUGUUAUCGAGGCCUGCCAGCUGGACAACAAAUUCAAGUUGCUCUACGAACCAAGCCUGCCUCUGGCGGAUAAGAUGACCAAGAUUGCGCAGACCAUGUACGGAGCGGGCCAAGUGGAACUUAGCCAGGAAGCCAAGGAUCAGAUCAAGCGCCUGACCGACGCAGGCUUUGGUUCCCUUCCAAUCUGCAUGUCGAAGACCUCCGGCUCCGUUACUGGCGAUCCCGACAUUAAAGGUGCACCCAAGGGCUUCACCCUCAAGGUGCAGAGUGUUUAUGUAUCCGCCGGAGCUGGAUUUGUGGUUGCCAUGUGUGGCGAUAUAACCAAAAUGCCCGGACUGUCCACUCGUCCAGCCAUCUAUGACAUCGAUCUGAACACCGAGACGGGACAGAUCGAAGGAUUGUUUUAAGAGUCGAUAGAUUGAUUUAUGACACUGAUUAUGACACCCGUUAAUCUAAGUUUUAAAAAUCGAUGUAAAUAACUAUUCUGUCUAAAAAUUAUAUAUAAAAACAAGA
Messenger RNA from Drosophila arizonae, 3031 nucleotides. RefSeq names its product pug C-1-tetrahydrofolate synthase, cytoplasmic (gene pug). Gene Ontology annotation, molecular function: ATP binding; formate-tetrahydrofolate ligase activity; methyltransferase activity. The record is from RefSeq and is a predicted model, not a curated record. Gene Ontology annotation, cellular component: cytosol. Lineage: Eukaryota; Metazoa; Arthropoda; Insecta; Diptera; Drosophilidae. Gene Ontology annotation, biological process: tetrahydrofolate interconversion.